Brassica napus (rape) is the source of this 1984-nucleotide messenger RNA. RefSeq names its product amino acid transporter AVT6E-like. NCBI's taxonomy places the organism in Eukaryota, Viridiplantae, Streptophyta, Magnoliopsida, Brassicales, Brassicaceae. Gene Ontology annotation, biological process: amino acid transmembrane transport. The coding region runs from base 241 to 1695 and encodes 484 amino acids. The record is from RefSeq and is a predicted model, not a curated record. Gene Ontology annotation, molecular function: amino acid transmembrane transporter activity. The transcript has a single exon.
AUCGAGACGUUGUUGAGACCCCUUAACCCCCAAAUUCACCAGCUUCCUUUCAUUUAUCUUUUCCAUUUUGAACAAUCUCUCUCUCUCUCUCUCUCUCUCUAGUCUAAAACCAAAAAAAAAAGUAUCUAACUUUCGUCAUCUUCAAACUCGGAUCAUCAUCUGUAAAGUUCAUCUUCUUCCUCUCUAAUUCCGAUUUCAGAAAGAGAGAGUUUACAUCAUCAGAUCAGAUCUGGGGAGGGAAUGGAUAGCAGUUACUCCGUCAUUUCCAAAAACUCUAACGUCGAGCUACAGAAACAGACCUCCAAGUUGCUUCCUCCUUCCGAUGAAGAAAGCUUCGUCAAUGAUUUCGACGACACCCGCAGCCUCGUCGGCGACCAAGAUGCCGACGGUCUAGACUUCGACAUCUCUAAUUACCCACUCGUUAACGCCAAAUCGAGUCAAGGAGGAUCUGGGAUCCACGGCGCCGUUUUCAACCUCACCACCUCCAUCAUCGGCGCCGGGAUCAUGGCAUUGCCCGCCACCAUGAAAGUCCUCGGCUUGGUCCUCGGGUUCGUUCUGAUCAUCCUCAUGGCGAUUCUGUCGGAGAUCAGCGUCGAGCUUCUGAUUAGAUUCUCGGUUCUGUACGAGUCCAGAUCUUACGGCGAGGUCGUGCAGUUCGCGAUGGGAAGAACCGCUAGGGUUUUGUCUGAGAUUUGCAUCAUCGUCAACAACGGUGGCGUCCUCGUUGUAUACCUCAUCAUCAUGGGUGACGUCAUGUCUGGUUCGCUUCAUCACAUUGGUGUUUUGGAUCAGUGGUUAGGCAAUGGGUUCUGGGACCACCGUAAAGUUUUGAUUUUGAUUGUUAUGGUCGUCUUCUUGGCUCCUCUCUGCGCUUUGAACAAGAUUGAUUCCUUGAGCGUGACCUCAGCUGCUUCCGUGGCUCUCGCUGUUGUGUUUGUUGUUGUCUGUUUCGCUGUCGCGGCGAUUAAGCUUGUAGAAGGAACUAUCGAUACUCCGAGGUUGAGUCCUGAUUUUAGCUCCAAGGAAGCGAUAUUAGAUCUUCUCGUGGUGAUUCCGAUAAUGUCAAACGCUUACGUGUGCCAUUUCAAUGUUCAGCCGAUCUAUAACGAGCUCGAAGGUCGUUCGCCUCAUAAGAUGAACCGAGUUGGGAGAAUCACGACGGCUAUUUGCGUUGUUGUCUACGCUUCAACUGCUAUAUCGGGUUACCUUCUCUUCGGUGUGGCUACGGAAGCUGAUAUAUUGACCAACUUUGAUCAAGAUCUCGGCAUCCGUUUCAGCUCUGCGGUGAAUUACGUUGUCAGAAUCGGAUACAUUCUCCAUCUAGUUCUCGUCUUCCCCGUUAUCCACUUCUCCUUGAGAGAAACCGUUAAUACCUUGUUGUUUGAAGGCUCGCCUCCUCUCUCCGAAAGCAAGAAGAGAUCUCUGGGGCUCACAUUGAUCUUGCUGGCUCUUAUUUACAUCGGCUCGACGAUGAUCCCAAACAUAUGGACUGCUUUCAAAUUCACAGGGGCAACGUCAGCGGUGUCGCUUGGUUUUACCUUCCCUGCUCUCAUCGCAUUACGGUUAGGGAAACAGAGCAAUUCGUUAAGCUUUGUGGAGAGAUCUGUCUCGUGGUUGAUGCUAAUCUUGGCGGUGGUGGUUAGCAUCGUGGGAACCGUUGGCAACGUAUACAGCAUCAGAAGCAAAUCAGAUUAACGAUGAUGCUUGUUAAUUACAGGAUCUUGUAGAUUUUUAUUAUACAAAGCAGAGAUUCUCAGUCCAAUACAGAAGAACCGGAAAUCUUCAGUUUUUGUGACUGCUACAUGCACCUUAGGAUCUCGAUCAAAUGGCCUUUGUUCAGGCUAAAUCCAACGAUGUCCGGUUUGUGAAUUGAUUCAGGUUACGAGAUUAUCAUCAUAACCCAUGAGCUUCUAUGUAUACAGACCAGAUUCUUAUUGAUUUUUUUUUUUUUAAUAUUUAUACACGCAAUUUUGCUGUUUUUGUA